CUCAAAUACAGAAAUUACAGAGUCGUGAAGGAGGAUUAGAAGGAAAUGAAUGAUUAAUAUAUUUGUCCAUAAAGCUGAUCUCUCCUCCAUUACAGAUGAUGUUGGUGCAGCAGUGAGAGUACCAUCCAUGUCUGGUGAAAUGAGACGAGCAUCUUUGACUGUACUCCUCAUUCUAAGCAUCUUUCCAAGUGAGCCUGACCCCAGGACAUUAUCAGUCUGCGUUUAUAAGGAUCUAUAAGUUUAUUUUUCACUAUGCAAUAGAUUCCCAGUGAGGGACUUUAUUUACUAUAAUUAUUGAUCACCGGAUAGAAGAGAUGAUUUUCAGCUGCAGAUAUCUUUGACUUUGGCAUUAGUAUUUGACAGGGAUGUAAUUAUUGAGGUGCUAAUUCUUUCUCUUUUCCUGAUCCUCUAAUCUCCUGUAGGUGUGUGUCAGGGAGUGGUCGUCACUCAGACGCCGACGUUGCUGUUCGUGAAGGAGGGAUCGCCAGCAAAUAUGACUUGUAGCCAAGAUACUGACUAUGUAAACAUGCUCUGGUACCAACAGAAACCAGGAGAAGGACUAAAGCUUAUGAUUCAGUCACUGGAAGCUAAUACAAAGCAGAGAAUGGAACCAGACUUUGAAUUAGACUGGAAGCUAGUGAGAAAUGACAUCAAGAAUUCCAUUCUACAACUCAUCUCUUCCAAAACGCAGGACUUGGCUGUGUAUUUCUGUGCAACAUCCCACAGAAUGAAACCUAAGGGAGGCAGCUGGCAUUAAAUCUCAC
Molecule: messenger RNA, 764 nt
Organism: Pelobates cultripes (western spadefoot toad)
Lineage: Eukaryota; Metazoa; Chordata; Amphibia; Anura; Pelobatidae
Source: the annotation of a GenBank genome assembly